GAAAUUGAAUUUAGACUGUCGGCCGUAUGUUUACUGCCUGUUUUUAAUGGUUUGCUUCGUUUUAACCAGCGAUGGAAUUGAAACAAUUGAUGUAGGGCGUUAUGCCGACCCUGUCAAAUGUUAUGAGUGCCUAUCUUACUCACAUUCCAGUAAUAACUAUUGUGGAGAUCCUUUCAACGGAAGCCAUCCUAGCGUCAACCAUACUCUCUGUCGUGGACAAUGUGUCAAAUGGGUUCGAUCGCCUGUCCCUGGUGUGUACAGAUAUCAACGCACUUGCUCAGAUAACCUGCGAAUUUUAAUGACUAUUCAUUUAGUAUGUAUGGAAGAAUCAAGACCUGGUACGGGACGAAUUUGUUUUUGUGAGAAAAAUGACUGUAACGUAGCGAACAGUAUUAGAAAAGGAAACAUAUUAUUUAUAUCAACUGUUACAUUGUUAUGGAUAAUUGUAUCAUAUGUCUUAUAAUGCUCAAUUGAAAAUGUAUACACGUUAUUAUUAUUGAUAUUAUACACUCAAUGUGUACUAUGAUGUUCAUCGAAUAUGCAUUAAAACAUGCCACUAGACACUUUAAUAGCAAGUCACAAAUCACAAUUCGGUUUUUUAAAACUGUUAUUUCAAGCAUAGUUAAUACUAACGGACAUUUUUUUCUGCAUAAAUCUCAACCACUGUAUACUUAACUGUCGAAACACGUCUUCCAAUAGGUAUCUGACGAUUCAAGCCAAAAAUCCUACCAAGAUGUUCCCAUUACAAUCAUUAUGUAUCUGCUUUUUUGCCGGAUUGAAACGUGCAAUGUUUUCUUCUUUCAAAUGAAUGUUUUUUUAACAAAAGUAAAAUUGUGUGUGUGUAGUAUUUUUCUUUAUGUGAUCCUUAUACAGGUCUAUUUUUUAGCAAAUGUUUUAUAAUAAAGAUUAAAAUACGGUUAUAUAAGAGGUUUGGAUUGAAUGAUUUAUACAAUAAAUAUAACUGCAACUAUUGGGCAUUGACAAUCACAUGUAACUGACAGUUUUCGUCGUUGUACUAGUAUAUAAUAUUUAUAUAUUCUGUAUGGUAUAUACUGUGAGAAUUUAAUAAUGAUGUAUGGGUUUUGUUCCGUUGAUAAUUACAUACAUUGAAAAAAAAAUUCAUGCUAUAAUAAAUGAUUAUUUUUUCAUCAGCAUCAGUAAAUUAAUAAAUCAUAAGAAUACUAGGCGAGGUUUGAUACUUAUAUGGGGACACUUCCUAAUGUUUGUCCGGAUGGUUUCCAAAAUGGAUUUGUACUUUGUUUUUUAAGUUCAAGUUGUAGCCUAUAAAGUAUCAAUAAUGCUUCCUGUUUUUCAACGCUUAUGUUGAAUCAAUACAUGUAGUACAAGCUAUAGAGAAAAUAACAAGAACAGUGUCGCCCUUAAAGUUUGAUUAUUGUUUGAAUUAUGAAACAUUGUCCAAUAGUGGCUUAGUUCUAAUUGUAUAAUAAAGUUUUAAUUAAUCAUCAGUCUAAUUCCUUUCAUUGAAUUUAUCAAUCUAUUAUUAUGAAUAUUCAAUUCAUAUUAAACACUAGUCAAUAUAUUCAUGAUGAGCUAUAAUACUUUCAUAGUUAAAUUGUUAUUUGUAAUAUUCAAGUUGAUAAUACCAAACAUAACAGAUUUUAUUAUACGUAAAUAUGUUGGUUACAAGUAUUAAUUUUAUAAAUAUUUAAUCAGUUUUCAGCAUGUUCAGAAUAUGUAAUAAUUAUCAUAUUGACAGUUAGAUACCAUGAAUUUAUGAAUCAAGUCGCACUGGAGCAUUAAAUUUUAUUUUUUUGAAUAACUUGGUACACACUAUACUGAGACAUUUUUAUAUCAAAAAUAUCUCAAACAUAUUUAACAAUUGCCGAUCUCACACAAGAUUAGAGAAUAUACUUCAAAAAGCGGGAUAUUAUUAUUCUCUAUUGUUAUUUAUUAAUAGAUAGAAACGAAGAUUUAUUAAAUAUAAGACACUUCAAUUUCCAAUUUGCAAUUAGCAUGUUCAAUCUGUUUGUAAAGCAAUGCUAUCGAAAAAAGAUAUAAAAAGGGUCAAACUAGCUUAGCUGAAUUUGUUGUUUUUUUUAAUUUUAUUUCUGAAAUUUCACAAUUGUUUAAUGUCAUUUGCGUUUCUAUACCUUUGCAUAGAAAUAAAGUUGAAGCGAAUUUAUCUACUUUUUUAAUGUUUCAGUUUAGACACUUAUAUUUAUAUAUAUUGCAUUUUUAUCAAAGUUAAGUAAAACAUAUGGUUACGGAUUCAACAUCAAAAAGUUUUACAAUGCUUAUUGUAUAAGCAUAUUUUUUUCAUGGCGAUCACUUACACCUGUACAAAUGUAUAUUAAGGAACAUUAUUUACGUUAUUGAAACAAUAAAAUGUUAGAUUAAUCGAAA
Messenger RNA from Mytilus trossulus (common blue mussel), 2364 nucleotides. Its product is annotated as protein quiver-like. The coding region runs from base 47 to 463 and encodes 138 amino acids. The transcript is spliced from 4 exons. The record is from RefSeq and is a predicted model, not a curated record. NCBI's taxonomy places the organism in Eukaryota, Metazoa, Mollusca, Bivalvia, Mytilida, Mytilidae. Gene Ontology annotation, biological process: sleep; positive regulation of voltage-gated potassium channel activity; regulation of synaptic transmission, cholinergic.